CUAUGGAGAGGAGUUUUCUUCUUAUUACCCUAACAUUCGUUAUGAUAGUAAGUGCUCAGAAUGAAUGUUCAAAGAACAUAUACAAAGAACUGGGAGAUCUAACGAAGAGAAGUCCAACCUUUUUGAUGGACGCCGUUCCUAUCUGUGACAGGUAUCUUGUGAAGGAUUGGUACGUUGCUGUAAACCAUAAAAUGCCAACAACUGCACCUGAACUGGGAUCUUGUGGAACAUUGUAUCCGAUUUGGCUUGAUGAUACCUUGCCUGAAUUACAAGGAACAACGAAGUCAGUAAGUCUUUGCCAAGUCGGCUUUGGUAACCAAUGUUCACAAAGCCAUUCAAUACGUGUAACAAACUGCGGGACUUUUUUUGUCUAUGAACUAACUCCCCUUGAUAUUUGCCAGUCAGCUUAUUGCUUUGAGAAAACUGAGACUUGUGUCAAUGGCGUUCCUUCAAACCUGGCCGUUGCAUAUCACGGAGUUUCAUGGAACACAAAACAUUAUGGGUUACAAACAGUUCACGAUCCCGACGUCAAUUUAGUGUGUCAAUUCGAUCGAUUACCUGACCAGUCCCUCUACUACGAUGUCACGUGGUAUGUUGAUGACACAGAGGUCCUAACAAAUCAAACAGUGUCAUCUAAGUCCUCUGAUCUGGCUCUGCUGACUGGAUCACAGAUAUUGGCAAAAGGAAAGAAGGCGAACUCUAUGGUACAGUGCAUUGUUGGAGCAAAACUAAGUGCAACAGGUGUACGAUGUAAUACAUCUUCAAGCCCAUUGUUCUUUGCAGGAAUAAAGGUAUUAACUCCAACAUUGACAAUCGCUAGAGGAGGACAUGGACAGGUGAAAAUACAGUUUACGAUUCCUUUUGUGAAUAGACAGUUGGUUUAUCUUAAAUCCGAAUAUCAGGACGAAUUAAAGAUUAGUAUUGGGGUUCAUGGUGGAUCCGUUGCUUGUGACGAUCUAAACAAAAACUUUUGUGAAAAAAAAGUGUAUGCUUACAAAAAAAGGGAAUCGGAUAAGUACAAUACCGAUGACUGGAAAGUUAUUCACAAUAUCGCAGUCUACAAUAAAGAUGAUGUCAAAUACAAUCUCAUUGACAAACACAUCACACUGCGCCUUGAGACGGGGGGCACAUCCGGUACCGGAAGCAAAAUAUUUGAUAAGAUCAUUCUUCCAGAUAUUCAGGUUUUUAUCGAGGACACAGACCCGUCCUGGAAAGGAGCUUAUUGUGCAUCCCACACUGAUCCGCAUAUGAAGACUUUUGACGGAAAGUAUUAUGAAUGUCAAUUAGAUGGAACCUUCAUCUUGUAUCGAAACUCACACUUCAACCAAGAGGUACAAGAAAAACAUCACCUAUGCUAUCUAGCCUAUUCAUAUCCACGAUGCAGCUGUGCUGUUGCCGUACGUUCAGGAAAGGACGUGUUCAUGGUUGACAUAUGUAACUCCAAAUCCAUCAUACAUUUUCCAUCUUGUGGGGAUAAAGUUUUAAAAGUCAUAAAAACAAAUGAUAGAUACUACAAGAUAAUAUUGCCAACCGGGACGUUAGUUGAAAUUAAAUUUGUUUCGUGGCCAACACAUAACGAUUGGCAUUUAAACGUCGACAUAUUCCCCUCUCCAUCUGAUGUUGGAAACUCGUCAGGCUUAUGUGGAGUUUUAGAUGGAAAUUACAGAAACGAUGCCACAGGGACGGUUGACAACCCCCAUCUUACUUAUCCAAACGAUUUUUCAGAAUCUUGGAGGGUUAAAGGCAACGAAGUCGACCUGUUUGAUUCUACCUCCUAUAAUAAUCUUGAGUCUAUAUCGGAAGUGUUGGAUCGCGUUUGCACAUGUAAGAGACAUAGUCCAACUGCACGUACCGGUGACAUUGAAUGCAACUAUGGAACAUAUCAGAACUGCAAGUUUGUUGUCGGUAAACAAUACCACUGUAUUUUGAAUCCCGAAGGUCAGUUACGAAGAAAGAGAGACUUGCGUCAUUUGGAAUUGAUGUUUUCGAACGCUCAAACUAAAAAUAAACCAGAAAGAAGACACAAAAGAGAGGUAGUUCCAAAUAUAAAAUCUUAUGAAGAAGCUGAAACCAUUUGCAACACUGCCUUCCAAGGAUCGACGUCGUAUCAGAUAUGUCAAGAAUACGUGACUGACCUAAGCAACAUGUCAUUGAUCAACUGUAUAUCUGACGUCAUGAUGACAGGCGAUGACAACUUUACACAGAUACAUAUAGAGGCUGCCUUGGAGCAGUGCUCUGUUUUUGUUGUUUUAAACACAACUUUUCAAGAAACAGAGCCUGAGAUUACAUAUACGAUAGAGACGUUUUGUCAGAACAACUGCAGCGGACAUGGAAUUUGUAAUGCUGGUAACUGCACUUGUAAUGAAGGAUAUGCUGGCAGCGAUUGUUCCUUUGAUCUCCUUGGACCACCAACCAUUACUCACAUGUCAGACUUUGGACUUUGUGACAAAUCGCACGAAACUUGUGACGAGAUAACUCUGUAUGGAAAAUACUUCAUAGAAAAUAUGAACACAAGCUGCUUCAUGACACGGCACACGUCAAUGGAAGAUGGAAGCUCUGUGUCGAUAGAUGAUUAUGUAGUUGGACUAGAAGAAAGAACAUUGUUUGAGGGCUUCUGCCCACUGGAGUACGACUCAUCCAACCACUGGGUUACAGAAUUUAGCUUUAAUAUUUCAAAUGACGGUAGCAGAUUUACUGAAAACUUUCAGGUUUACACAUACCAAUCGCUUUGCCAGGAAUAUCAAAAUGACACAGGAAAUAUCACAUUUGUUUUUAAGGAGGGAUACUGUUUCAUCAACAACUCAUGUGUGGCUGACGGAUCAACAAACACGAACAACAAGUGUGAUAUAUGCAACACGGCCAAGUCUAAAUCUGAAUGGUCAUAUAAUGAAGGUCACUGUUAUAUAUCCGGGGUUUGCUACAAAUAUGGGGUCUUUGACGGCAGUAACGCCUGCAGUAUCUGUGAUCCUUCUGUAGACAAAUCAGCUUGGUCACCAAACACAGAUUUAUGCUUUAUUGAUGGCAUAUGCUAUGGUGACGGUCAGACACAGAUAGACGAGGACUGUCAUGUCUGCCAUCCAAAUGUAUCGAGAAGCAACUGGACCUUAAAAAAUGAUUGUGUAAGCACUAUAAACAAUGAAACAACAACAACAUCUCCACCAACAACCACGACAAUUCUAGAUACAACAGUAACAACAACCAAAACCAUUGAUACAACAACGCAAGAACCUACAACUACAACAUCAGAACCUACCACUACAACAUCAGAACCUACCACUACAACAUCAGAACCUACCACUACAACAUUAGAACCUACCACCAUAACUCAAGAACCUACAACUACAACACGGGAACCUACCACUACAACUCAAACACCUAUCACUACAACAUCGAAACUUACCACCACAACACAAGAACCUACCACCACAACACCAGAACCUACCACCAUGACUCAAGAACCUACCACUACAAUUCAAACACAUACCACUUCAACGUCGGAACCUACCACCUCAACACCAAAACAUACAACCUCAACACCAGAACCUACCACCUCAACACCAGAACUUACCAGAACUACGCCAGGACCUACCACCACUACUCAAGAACCUCCCACUACAACUCAAGAACCUACCACCACAACGCCAGAACCUACCAUCACAACUGAAGAACCUACCACUACAACUCAAAAACCUACCACUACGACACAAGAACCUACCACAACAAUUCAAAACCCUACAACUAGUCCUCAAGAACCUCCAACUACAAUGCAAAAGCUUACCACUACAACUCAAAAACCUACCACUUAUCCUCAGGAACCUCCAACUACAACUGAAGAACCUACCACUACAACUCAAGAACCUCCAACUACAACACCAGAACCUACCACUACAACACAAGAACCUAUCAAUACAACUCAAGAACCUCCUCAAGAACCUCCAACUACAACACAAAAGCCUACCACUACAACUCAAAACCCUCCCAUCAGUCCUCAAGAACCUCCAGCUACAACUCAAGAACCCACCACUACAACUCAAGAACCUACCACUACAACUUAUGAACCAACCACUACAACUCAAGAACCUACCACUACAACUCAAGAACCUACCACUACAACACAAGAACCUACCAUUUAAACUCAAAAACCUACAGCUACAACAUUAGAACCAACCACGGCAACUCAAGAAGUUCCAACUACAACUCAAGAACCUACCACUACAACUCAUGAACCUACCACUACAACUCAAGAACUUACAACUUCAACACCAGAACCCACCACUACAACUCAAAAACCUACCAUUACAACUCAAAAACCUACAGCUGCAGCAUCAGAACCAACCACUACAACUCAAGAACUUCCAACUACAACUCAAGAACCUACCACUACAACUCAAGAAUCUUCCACUACAACUCAAGAACCUACCAUUAUAUCUCACGAACCUGUCACUACACCUCAAGAACUUACAACUACAACACCAGAGCCUACCACCACGACUCAAGAACUUAGAUCUAAAACUCAAGAACCUACCACUGCAACUCAAGAACUUAUCACUACAACUCAAGAACCUACAACAACAUCGGUACCUACCACUACAACUCAAGAACUUAGAACUAAAACUCAAGAACCUACCACUACAACUCAAGAACCUACAACAACAUCGGCACCUACCACUCCAACACAAGAACCUACCACUGCAUCUUCGGAAACCUCAACAUCACCAGAACACACAACCACAACUCAAGAAACUUCCACUACAACACCUGAACUGAUCACUAUAACAUCAGUUCCAUUGACUACAGAGCAACCUUAUUGUAUGAAAAUUCCAGAAGAAGUGUUAGUAGAGUAUCAUAGUGUAUCAUGGUUCAGUACCAAUGAAACAAAUACCACGACAAUAUGGACCGUGCACCAGCCAUACAUUAACUUCAAAUGCAUGUUUGUGUUGCGUCAAGACACAUCAUUAUUCUACAAGAUUGAGUGGUUUGUCAAUAAUGCCACUUUAAUAAAAACAGUCACAGUGUCAGAGGCUGAUAUUGGUCUGGCUACUUUGUCCUCUAAUGAUCUACCACCACUUGACAAGACGGCAGGACUUCAGAUACAAUGCACAGUUAGUGUGUCAAAAGAUCUUCCGCCUGCAAAUUGCGAACGUAAUACUAGCCCCGUCUUCUUUGCUGGGAUAAAGGUAAUCCAAGCAUAUCAUGAUCUUUUGCGGAAAGGUAAAACGUCUAUAAUGCUGUACAUGACAAUUCCUUACGUUACAAAAACCGUAGUUGUGAAUGGGCAAGUUCAACCACUGCCCGCCUUGGCAAUAUAUCCCCAUCUUCCUCAAUCAACAUCCAGCUGCAGAGGUACUAUUGGUGUCGAUAAGUGUGUGAUUGAAUUCAAGGCUUUUUCUUUCACUGAGAGACAAAUGUAUGAUUCUAAUGAUUGGAGACAGAAUCAAACACUUGUUUUAAAUCACGUGGACACAAAUGGAUAUGAAAUUGAUCAAUCCAUGACGGUACAACUGAAGACCAGGUCAGAUGGUAAUACGUUUUGGAACAAUUUUAAUCAAAACAUAUCGAUGACAAUCACAGAUUAUAAUGAAUAUUGGAAAGGGACGUCGUGUGGCUCCAAAACUGAUCCCCACAUGUAUACGUUUGAUGGAGUAUCAUAUGAAAAUCACAUAGAGGGAGAAUUCGUCUUAUAUCGGAAUAUGUUAUAUAAUCAAGAGGUACAGACUAGACACAAGCAGUGUCACCCUGAUUACAAUUUUCCUCAUUGCACAUGCGCAGUAUCCGUGCAAUCAGGUCAAGACGUUUUUCUUGUGGAUCUGUGCGGAGACGUACAAUUCGUUGAUUUUCUCAGCUGUAAUGAUAGCGUUAUCCAAGUCUACAAAAAAAGUGACAAACUCUACAAGAUUUCUUUACCUACUGGAACCUACGUGAUGGUGUCCCUUGUUGAGUGGCCUGUCCAAGGAUCCUGGCAGAUAGACAUUGAUAUCUAUCCGUCCUUGUCUGAUGUGAAUAACACAGAAGGUCUCUGUGGAACUUUAGACGGAGACCGCGAUAACGACUUCAAAAGACGGAACGGGGACACAGACAAUGUGAACCUUGUAUAUCCGGAUGACUUCUCAAAUUCAUGGAAGGUGUUGGACAAUGGAAAUUUGUUGAAAGAACCACUCUCUACGAGACAACCAAUUUCUUCAACCCUUGAUAAGAUCUGCAUGUGUACGUCCAAUGGUGAUCAGUGUUCAUACAAUACUUUGACCCAUUGUUCAACAACUGUUAAAAAACAAUUCCUGUGCACCGAGCUAACAGUUCAAACUUCUGUGUCUCGUAAAAAGAGAGCUUUAUCACAGAAAUGGAUACCUCCUAGCCUUUCAGUACCAAAACCUUUAACAAGAAACAAACGAGACGUACAAUUCAACAUUUCAACUUCACGGGAAAAUGCAGAGUCAGUUUGCACCUCAGCGUUUGAAAGUUCUGAUCCAUAUAAAACAUGCCAGGAAUAUGUCAGUGACUUGAGCAAUUCAUCACUUUCAAACUGCAUAAACGAUGUCAUUAUGACAGGUGAUUAUAACAUCACAGCAAUCCACGUUGAAGCGGCUCUACACCAAUGUGUGACUUUUGUUGGCUUGAACACAACACUACAAAAUGCUAAUCCAGUCGUUACUUCUAGCCUACAAAGUCUUUGUCCUAGUAAUUGUAGCGGACAUGGCGUUUGUAACAAGGGUAACUGUUCGUGUGAAGUUGGAUUUGGUGGAAGUGAUUGUUCCUUUGAUAUCCUGUCGCCACCAGUUAUCUGGGAAUCAACACCAAGUGCCAUUUGUGACAAAUCUCUGCAUCAGUGUUCCAGGGUUUACCUCAAGGGGCGCUACUUCCUUGAAAAUGUUGAAAAAAAUUGUUUCUUUAAUAAACAAUCAAUUCACCAUGAUGGUUCUGUACUUGCUUCAACUCAACUAGAGAGCUCCCUAGAAGAUGAAAAUCUGUUCAGAGGAUCCUGUUCAAUACCAAGCAAUGACGUCACAUCCUGGGUUACCAAGUAUAUGUUUAAUGUGUCCUAUGACCGUAAACACUUUACUCAGUCGUUUUCGUUUUAUACGUAUCAAUCUGAAUGCCCACGAUCAGUGGAAAAGGGACUUGACCAGUUUACAUUGAAUAAAGAAUACUGUUUUAUUAAUAACACAUGCGUUCAACUGGCCGCGAUUAAUCCUGAAAAUCGAUGUCAAGUGUGCUAUCCAGACAGAAACAACUACCAAUGGUCUGGAAUACAAGAUUGUGAAUCUACAACAACACCAGAACCAUCAGCUUUAUCCACCUCCACUAUAGUUUACAUAGUCACUGCAUCGGUCCUGGGUUUUAUUUUGGUGGUUGCAAUUGUAGUUGUAAUCGGAGUUUGGAAAUAUCGUCGGUCUAGGCAAUACGCUGAGAGCAGUGAAGAUGAGCACACAGACUACAGGAGGGAUGUCGUCAGUAAAUCCUGGAUGCGCUUCUUUGAUGACGGAAAGCUCCCAUAUAUACCUAGGGGUAGUCGAUACUCUACUCAGACUUAUUCCAGUCCAAAAACUGAACGAUUUUAUUAAGAUCAAGAACCGAGAAACUUCUGAGUGUAAUCAUAUAAGUAUAUUCGGAUUGUGUUCCUAUAUAUUCGAUGUUUGACUAACUGAAAUAAAUCAAAUGUAUUUCUAUAUCAUAUCAAAAAGUGCUUAAAUAUUGUUUUUAAGGCAACGGAACAUAUUAUUUUUCAUAAUUAUACCUUUUCAAAAGACUUACAUAUAGCAUUCUUAUUAUGUAUAAAUAUACAUGUAAAAAUAUGAGAUAGAUUUAACGACAAGUCAUAAUACUAUCAACAUACAUAAUUUUUUGAUGUUCAAUUUUUUUAGUUCUUUACAUUAUUCAUGUACUAAAGUUUUAUAUUGUUUGGAUUUUUCCUGUACUGUAAUCAUUGAGAACUAGUUAGACACAUUUGUUAUCAAUAUUUAUCAGUCAUUUUUUAAAAUAUAUUAUAAAAACAUUUUUUUUAGAAAAAGUGUGACAUUAAAAUGACCGCUUAUUAUUUUUUUCUAAUCGUGUGCACAAUAUGAAGUUGUUUUAAUAUCAAACUUACCUUGCAACUAUGUCAUACCCCAAGGAGAUUUCUUUUAAAAGUUCAUAAAUCAUCCACUUUUAAAUUUUGUUCUUUAAUGAUAAUUAAAGUAUCAAUAUAAAAAUAGUAAUGUAUUAUAAGUGUUCACAAUAAAAUGUCAUAUUCCCAA
This is a messenger RNA of Magallana angulata, 8231 nucleotides long. RefSeq lists its product as uncharacterized. The record is from RefSeq and is a predicted model, not a curated record. NCBI's taxonomy places the organism in Eukaryota, Metazoa, Mollusca, Bivalvia, Ostreida, Ostreidae.